AUGCCGCACUAUCGUCACACAGAAAUGCCAUUCGGGGAACAAAUUAAGCGAACUCCGCAGCUUUUCGAGUUUGCCGUUGCUGACGACCUUCCAUCACAUGCAUUUGAAAGCGUAAGGACGAAUUCGGUCCGAUUCUGGGAGGGGGUCAUAUCAAGAGAGGUGCACGAACGUUUGGGAGCACCCCAUGGUACAGGGCACGGCAUCACUGGCCAAAUGGCAGAGAGUAGUAGAGCCUGCAUCCGGCGUCCCAGGGCGGUGUCAAAAGAGGUGGUCGACGGAGGCAUGGGAGGCUAUUCUGCGAUUACACAGAUCCGUACCUUGUUGAACUGUUUCUCCGCCGCCAACAUGGUUCGUGCACGGAUCAAUGGUGUUCCCUUCGUUCCUGACGCCCCCGUCCGGCUACACCCAGACCAGAAAGGGGGGGGGGGAACGAAAAUACGUCUCUACGGCACUCCGGAACCACGACCAAGGAGAUACGUCGCUGGGAUUCUGCUAAGUACCUGGUGCUUAAAGGUCGACCAGAGUAGGAAACUCCCUGCACUUGAGGGGAGGGAGGAUUUGGAGUGUGUUAUCGGGAAUGAUUGCAUAUGCGGGUGGGGAGAAGUUGGUCGUCAGAAUUGGCAAGUGCGCGGCAAGGUCUGGCGUGCCUUGCGAUUCGGAUCAACUCUGGAAUGGAACCGAGGCUUAGUGUCUCGAAGACAGCCAAGAGUAUGGAACACACAACUGGAUCACGUUCUGUGGGCCGGCGGUGCACGGGCGACCGUCCAUGUCACACACACAGGCUCCAACACUGCGGUGUGGCGAUUCGAUCCUCGCGACUUUUCCGAAACGAUUAUGUACAUGACUUGCAGCCUGAGACAAGAAGCCUACCUCGUUUUCUUCUUCAUCGAAAAGGCGACUGCAAGGGUGGACAUGCGUUCUAAUUCCGUCCGCGGCGGCGGUCCAACUGACCGCAGUGAUACGCAUACUCCUAAACGCCAUGCGACAGGCCUGUGGAUCAGUGAGGGCGUGUGGCGACUGUAUACAUUACUGGAUGCACACACUAUCUGGAUAUGGGUGACGUGAGGUGAUGAUGACAUAGAAGUCGAGGGGCGUAUGUACUAAGGUAUGUUUUGUGCAGAGGCUGUGUUGGUUGCCUGACAUGAACUGACGCCACCAACGGGGGGAGGUGCGAUGAACGCGGGAUGGGAGAACAUCAGACGAGCGUCUGUCUGUCUUGCCGCUGUCUUGAGUGUGCCUGUGUGUUGAGCUCGUGUACUGUGUCAUCCCGUCGCCCAGGCACGAGAGCGAGGCGAGAGCGUGGCUGAUCCCAAGGCCCGGGAUGUCCCGAGGGGGGUGAGAUGGCCAGAUAAGGAAAUAACAGGGGCACAGAUGCGAAUAAUAAAUAAUAUAUAAAUAAUUG
Molecule: messenger RNA, 1402 nt
Organism: Pisolithus orientalis
Lineage: Eukaryota; Fungi; Basidiomycota; Agaricomycetes; Boletales; Pisolithaceae
Exons: 10
Coding region: 1-1065 (354 amino acids)
Source: RefSeq, a predicted model, not a curated record